GGCAAGGAUAGCACAAACCUGGAGGGGGCAGUAGUGGGAGGCAAAAGUUUAUGCAAGACGACACGAGUGCGGUUUCAAGACUGGGAUUUUCUUCUUUUGGGCGGGAAUCCUCGUGUUUUCUGGCGUUUGUGAUGUGCAGCCGCUUGUUGUUGGAGAAGGCUUCCCGUUUUGUGAGUGGAGAGCUUUUCCUCAGCCGCCCUUGGAGGCCAUCGCCCGCCGCCAUGCAGACGCGCUCAGCUUCUUCCAGUUCUGGAGAGCCACCCAAAGGUAAAAAGAACGUAAUUACUGAAAUCCAUGGGACCAUCAUGGCAAUUGGCAUUAACAGGCCAGAAAUCAGGAAUGCAGUGGACCAGGAAACUGCAAAGUUGCUUGUACAGGCUUUCAAGUCAUUUGAAGAGGACCGUUCCCUGACAGUAGCAGUGCUUCAUGGAUUGGGAGGAAAUUUCUGUGCUGGUUAUGAUUUGAAAGAGCUGGCUGACAACCCAAGCUCAGUCAAAUUGGAACAAGAUGUCACCAAAGGUCCUGGUCCCAUGGGUCCUUCUAGGAUGACUUUUUCUAAGCCAGUGAUUGCUGCAGUGAGUGGGUAUGCUGUGGCUGGUGGACUGGAGCUGUCUCUCUUGGCUGAUCUACGUGUUGUGGAAGAAAGUGCUGUUUUUGGAGUUUUCUGCAGGCGUUUUGGUGUUCCAUUAAUAGAUGGUGGCACUGUGAGGCUACCAAAGCUCAUUGGUCUGUCACGAGCAAUGGAUCUCAUUCUCACUGGGCGGCCUGUUAGUGCACAAGAAGCGUAUCAGUUUGGACUGGCAAAUCGAAUAGUUCCCAAUGGCCAAGGGUGUGUCCCUCCACAAAAACACAUUCCUGCUGUGAACCUUUGACCACUGAGAAGGAACUACGUCCAUAAGGUAAAUGUAUACAACAGCCUUUCUGACCUUUCUGCUGAGUUUUCCUGUAGAAUAGGCUUUUUACCUCUUUUUGGAUUGGCAUGUAAACAGGUUUCAAAGCCACUUUGAUUCAGCUCAAACUGGUGCGGCUGCAAGAUUUCUCAGGUUUCUGAACAAUACAAUGGCAGCAUGUACUUCAUAUCUGAAUGCAAAACAGGCUUUGGAAACUGUUGGGAAAGCUGUCAGUGUUGUAGUAGAAGGGCGGUGAAAAAGAACAGGAGUGAAGGACUUUCUAUGCAUAGUUGUGUUUUUCAAUUAAUUAUGUUAUUUUGAUCAUGGAAGUGUAAUGGGAUGAGGAUGAGACAGAUCGUUUGUGACACAGUAGGUUAUUCAAUCCUGGCUGAAGCUGUCUCCGUUCUUCAAAUCCAAGAAGUGACUAAUGUCUCUGCAGACUUGCUGCCCAUGUCCUCUUUGCAUUCUGAUAUCCGGAUUCCUUGUAAAAAUAUGGCUGUUUUAUUUGGCACCAACAAGGCAUCUUUUGAAAGAAAUUUGAAUGAAACCCUGUUUUGUUUACACUGAGCUAGGGAUGUUCAACCUCACCCCCCCCCCCCAAACUGUGGGUUAGAGACACUUCCCCAAAAACAAUUUUGUCUGUUUUCAGUGCCAGAAUUAACAUAGAUGUUUGGAUAUUUGUUUACCAAGUUUAGAAGAAAAUGCGUUUUAAUGUAUAAAGAACUGACAGGGUAAUUUUUUAAAAUGUUCUCUCAGAAGUAAGUGCCAGAGAAUUCAGUGGGGUUUCACUCUCAGAUAAAUGAAUGAAAGGUUGCACGGGAGGAUUUUCCACACUUUGAACCUUGUAUCUGUCUGGGUGUAUAUCUAUAAUAAAGUAAAAUAAUACUAUUAAGCACUUACAGUUUAGAAUUAACGAUUUCAUUAAUAGUCAGCAUGAUCCAGCGUAUUAUAGUGAUUUAGGUAUUGGACUAUGACUCUGGAGACCAGAGUUUGAAUCUGCUUAGCCAUGAAAACCCACUGAGUGAUGUUGGACAAGUCACAUACUCUUAUCCUCAGAAAGCCCCAUGAUAUGGUCACAUUAGUGUUUGCCCUAAAUCAGAAAAGAUGUGAAAAACACACAACAGUAACAACAUGUAGUGGAGGAAUAAUACAUCUCAAAUCACUACUGAAGAACAGAGUAGCAGCCCCAAGGUCAAGGACUUUGGACAUUGCCAUGGUUGACCUUUUGUUUGUGUGAGAUAUUAAACAAACAUGUUUCAGGCAUGCCUGUCCCUGACAAAUCCCCGUGUCCAAUUUUUUGUCUCUUGGGAGAUUUUUGGAAUGUCGUUUCAGCGAAAUGUUUGCACUUGCUGUUAGCCCCUGGACAGCUGGCUAAGCAAUAACACCUUUUAUCUUGUUGUUGUCUGUCUUACAAUGGUGAGAUAGAUUUCAUUUCUCAUUAGAGUCAUUCUCUGUCAUUAGAAAUUUGGUUAAAUUUGUGCCUGCAGGAUUGCCGACCGACAGGUCGGUGGUUCGUAUCCAGGGAGAGUGGGUGAGCUCCCUCUGUCAGCUCCAGUUCCCAAUGUGGGGACAUGAGAGAAGCCUCCCACAAGGAAGGUAAAACAUCAAACAUCCAGGUGUCUCCUGGGAACGUCCUUGGAGACGGCCAAUUCUCUCACACCAGAAGUGACUUGCAGUUUCUCAAGUCACUCUUGACACAAAAAAAUUAGAAUUAUUUCAAAGCUCUCGGUAUUCAUCUACAUUGGAAAAUCUAUAUCUUUUUUGUGGUGUAUGUGUGGGAUACAUUUGAUAUUUCCCAGCCUAUAUAAUCCACGUAUUAGGCAAACCAUUGCUUCCUUUGCCUAUCCCUCACAUAGCCACCUAUCAAAAUAACAGGAGAAUACUCCCAUAUGUCAGUGAUGAAACCCAGAUGUUAUUGAACUGUAACUCUCAUCAUUACUCACCCUUGGAUAUUCUGGCUUAUGCUGAGAGAUGUACUCAAACAACAUUGGGAAUACAGUGUGAUUUCCAUGCUUGUUGGUUUGCUAGUUCAAGAAUGUCCAGUCCUGAGGUUUCCACACCAAAACCUGACACCCAAAAGCAAUUGCUAGUGAUGCUGUUAAGUGUUGUUUAAUAAAGUAUCAACCACUGUUGUUCAAAGCCUGCCAUUCAAACACACACACACACACACAUAGAUAUGUAUUUCUGUUUGGAAAUUAAGGGGAAAAAACUUUGCUGGGGCACACUUGACUCCUGCCUGGAUGUGACUCAUAAAAUCUGAAGACUCAGGGUCAGGCCCUGAGAUUUAAUAAUGGUAUACAUAAACAGAGAGAGAAAGACACACACACACACACACACACACACACACACAGACAAUUACCCAUGCCAUUGUAUUUCCAUGUGUAUGUCUGAUUGCGAUAGCUGGAUAGUAAAGAAGGCUGAUAGAAAGAAAAUCAAAUAAUUUGAAAUGUGAUGCUGGAGAGAAAUUCUGCAGAUGCAUUAGAGUCUCGCUUAUCCAACCUUUGCUUAUCCAGUGUUCUGUAUUAUCCAACGCAGUCUGCCUUUUAGUAGUCAAUAUUUUUGUAGUUAAUGUUUUCAAUACAUUGCGAUGUUUUGGUGCUAAAUUUGUAAAUACAGUAAUUACUACAUAACGUUACCGUGUAUUGAACUGCUUUUUCUAUCGAUUUUUUGUAAAACAUGAUGUUUUGAUGCUUAAUUUGUAAAACCAUAAUUUAGUUUGAUGUUUAAUAGGCUUUUCCUUAAUCCCUCCUUAUUAUCCAACAUUUUCACUUAUCCAAUGUUCUGCCGGCCCAUUUAUGACAGAUAAACGAGACUCUACUGUACCACAGAUUGUUAAAAAGACAAACAAAUGGGUAUUCAAGCAAAUUGAGCUUGAACUCUCCCUAGAAGCCAAAUUGAUUAAACUGAGGCUGUUGUACUUUGGCCAUAUCAUGAAAAGAGAUGACUCACUAGAAACAAAAAUAAUACUAGGUAAAUUAGAAGAUACCUUCUAAAGUAGAAGAGUAGAAGAGGAAGAUUAUAUUCUAGCUGGACAGAUUCAACCACAGAAGCCAUGACCCUGUGAUGACUCAUGGGCCAUGUAGUCCCGUUCCUAGUACUAUUGUGGCAGAUGAAGAGGAAAACUUGGGUUUUCCACCGUUUCAGCCAGAAUUGGAGCCCUUGCACCUGCAAGAUGUUUGGCCACGAGAAGUCAGCCAAACAAGCCUUGAGCAGAAAUCUCCCCCAUUUUCUCGCCGGGAUUAUUAUAAUCAAGAUAGAAGCGCUCGGGAGGCGACUCGCAGGAGCGCCAGGAUAGCUGCCAGACAAUUAGCUGAUUAAGUCUGUUUCCCUUGGGAAACUUUAAGGAGUCAUGCAUCUGGACACAGUAUGGGUUUCGUUUCUUGUUCCCCAGGGAAAGUGUUCCUUGGCGGGAAAACAAGAUCCUAUAUAGGUGUUUGCCCGCAAAGAAAUCCUUGCGGAGUCAAUUCGUCAGCUGGAGGAGUGAGAUCGUGUGUAGACUUCGUACUCCAGUUCCCUGUUUCCCGGAUCAAGUUUCCAGCCUUGCCUUGUCCCGCGUUUACCACGGACCUUGUUUUUGCUCUUGUUGUCUUGUUUCGAAUCUUGUUCUAGCCAAGUAUCAAGUUUGCUUCCAGCCUAUUUGCCAAGUUUCUAUGGACUUAAGGACCUUGUCUUCUCCCCACACUUUGCUUGGCAAAGUGUGUGUUUCGGUUAUUGGAUUAUAACUUUGGACUUUAAUAUCACAUAUUGGACAUUAUUUUCCUGGACUAUAUUUGACCUUUCCUGAAGGGUCUACUUCUGAACUAUAUUCUACACUUGUUUUUAUUGACUUUAUAUAUUUUCUUAAUAAAGAUAUUAGAUAGAU
Molecule: messenger RNA, 4752 nt
Organism: Anolis carolinensis (green anole)
Lineage: Eukaryota; Metazoa; Chordata; Lepidosauria; Squamata; Anolidae
Product: enoyl-CoA hydratase EchA19-like
Exons: 6
Coding region: 51-872 (273 amino acids)
Molecular function (GO): catalytic activity
Source: RefSeq, a predicted model, not a curated record